CUGAAAAUUUAUAAAUACCGUAGUUCAGUUAUCACACACACAGAACUACAGAAGUUCAAUUUUUUCUCAGCCAGCGUUUCCUACUGAAUCUGAAGAAUCAUGCUGAAAGACUUGGCCGAUAUUACCACCGGAAUGAUAAAACGAUCUACGAUGUCGUUCACUUGUUCAAGCUAUAAUUCCAUGUCUACUAGCGAUCACUCGAAGAUCCCACAAGUUGAACAAUGUGAUGUUGAUGUUGAAGCCGAUGAAAGGAACUCAUGUAGCCAACUCGAGUUUUCACAAGACACGAAGAAACCAGCUGCUGCUGAACUGGAAAGAAGCGAUGACGAGGUUUUUGAAAUCACUGACAAGUUCAUGAACCUGCAAUUAUGUGCAACCAUGGUCCGUGAUAUAUACAAGAACCUCAGAGCUUCAGAGGUGCAGAAAAGGCCUUCGACGGAUUACAUGGUGAAGGUGCAGAGAGACAUUAGUAUCACGGCUCGUGCAAUUUUAGUUGAUUGGCUUGUGGAUGUUGCAGAGACAUAUAGGCUUGAUUCUGAGACACUGUACCUGACUGUUAACUAUCUGGACCGCUAUCUUUCAGGCAACACGACGGAUACAGAAACGUUCCAAUUGCUCGGGGUUGCUUGCCUGAUGAUUGCCUCAAAAUACGAGGACAUUGAUUCCCCCUCCCUGACAAUGUUCUGUGACAUAACAGAUAACACUUACACUGAGGACGAGGUUCUGCAGAUGGAGUCUAGUGUUCUGAAUUUUUUAAAGUACGAAUUGACAGUCCCGACGGUUAGAUCCUUUUUAAGCCUGUUUGUUUGUGCUGAUCAAGCAGUCACCGAGGACCAGUGGAUUGAGUUUGAGUUAGAGUGUCUGAGCAGCUACUUAGCGGAGCUAUCUCUUCUGGAUUACCGUAUGCUCUGUUAUGCUCCGUCAAUGAUUGCUGCAUCGUCAGUUUUCUUGGCCAAAUAUAUGCUUUUCCCAUCGCGGAGACCCUGGAACUCAGAAUUGCAGCAGUACACUCUUUACAAGCCUUCGGAUGUUUUGAAAUGUGUUAGAGCACUGCAUUGUCUUUGCUGCGACAGUGAGGUACGGAGUAGUUUGCCAGCAAUCCGAGUUAAAUACAGCCGACAUGAAUUCGAGUGUGUUGCGAUGAAGUUCUGCAGGCCAUGGAUACCUCAAGAAUACUUUCAGGAUUUAUGAGGCUACUCUCUCGGUUCUUGAAUAUCUGGAUUUAGUCUUAGAAUGGUGUUGUAGGCGUUGGUAGUUGAAUAUUAGUAGCAUACAUUCAAUGAAAUAAUUGUUUGAUGAUAUAAAUUUUAGAAUGAA
Molecule: messenger RNA, 1317 nt
Organism: Daucus carota subsp. sativus
Lineage: Eukaryota; Viridiplantae; Streptophyta; Magnoliopsida; Apiales; Apiaceae
Product: cyclin-A1-1
Exons: 1
Coding region: 100-1191 (363 amino acids)
Biological process (GO): regulation of cyclin-dependent protein serine/threonine kinase activity; mitotic cell cycle phase transition
Cellular component (GO): cytoplasm; cyclin-dependent protein kinase holoenzyme complex; nucleus
Molecular function (GO): cyclin-dependent protein serine/threonine kinase regulator activity
Source: RefSeq, a predicted model, not a curated record